CGCUUGGUAAUCAACUAAAAUUAUUGACAGGUAUAUCGCAGAGGGACUACACUCAAUACUACGAUCAUAUCUCUAAGCAACAUGAGGAGAUCUGUAGAUCAAUACAGGAGUUUUUCAAGAAACACAUACAGCAUAAAUUCUUGGAUGAAGACUUUGUUUUUGAUGUGUACAGAGACAGCAGGGGUAAGAUUUGGUUAAUAGAUUUUAACCCAUUUGGUGAAGUAACAGACUCCCUCUUGUUUACAUGGGAAGAACUGACCUCUGGAAAAAACUUGAAAGGAGACCAGAGUGAAGGGGAAGCAACAGAACAGGACUAUCCAGUUUUCCGCUGUACGAACAGUAAAGUUACUGUCCAGCCUAGUCCAUACCUGAGUUAUCGGCUGCCAAAAGAUUUUGUGGAUCUUUCUACAGGAGAAGAUGUUCACAAACUAAUUGACUUUCUUAAACUGAAAAGAAAUGAGCAAGAUGAUGACUGA
This is a messenger RNA of Apaloderma vittatum (bar-tailed trogon), 476 nucleotides long. Its product is annotated as cell division cycle protein 123 homolog. Lineage: Eukaryota; Metazoa; Chordata; Aves; Trogoniformes; Trogonidae. The transcript has 5 exons. The record is from RefSeq and is a predicted model, not a curated record. The annotation marks the transcript as partial. Gene Ontology annotation, cellular component: cytoplasm.